Fulmarus glacialis (Northern fulmar) is the source of this 1479-nucleotide messenger RNA. RefSeq names its product testis-expressed sequence 2 protein-like. Gene Ontology annotation, molecular function: lipid binding. The transcript is spliced from 9 exons. The record is from RefSeq and is a predicted model, not a curated record. Gene Ontology annotation, cellular component: endoplasmic reticulum. The annotation marks the transcript as partial. Lineage: Eukaryota; Metazoa; Chordata; Aves; Procellariiformes; Procellariidae.
GGCUGGAUGAACCAGCUGCCUGUCUACGACCCCGAGGUUUUCCACCCCUCGCUCACGCACUCGGUGCUUGCCACGCUGGAUGGGGCCACCCUCAAGCUCUCCUACCCCAAGAGCAAUAUCCCGCGCCGAGCCACCUUCGAGGAGGAAAUCCUUGAUGCCGUCUUUGUCAGCCACCGCUGCUAUGACCUGACUGAUGCCAAGGUCUUCCUCUGCCCACCCAGCCUGGCCCGAAAGCGGACGUGGAACAAGAAAUACCCCAUCUGCGUCCUCCUCCCUGACCCGGCGCACAUGGAGUGCAGGAUCAGCGAGGAGCACGACACGGAGCUGCAGAGGAAUGAAGGGAUGAAGAAGGCACCAGUGCCAGGCCAGGAUGUCCCAGGGGACUGCAAGGAGAGGUGCCUGUACCUCUUCGGGCGGACGGGGAGGGAGAAGGAGGAGUGGUACCAGCACCUCAUGCGAGCCUCCCGCGGGACACCCAGCAGCAGCCACGGCGAAGCCCGGGCAGGUGUGGGACUGGCUCCGCAGAGCAGCGGCAGCAGCAGUGGAGGGAGUGCCGAGGACAUCCCCUCCGCUCUCCCACCCAAGGACCUGGCGGGAAGCAUCCGACAGAAGAUUUUCUUGGAUUACAGCACCUACAUGGCCCGAUUCGUGCCAGCGCAGGUGGGGGGCAGCCCGGAGCAGAGCCCCUCUCAUGGAGCACUGGGCAGCCCCACGCCCACAAAGGACUUCCUCCGGGAGCGAUACUGGGCCGAGCAAGUGUCCAGCAAGAUCCAGAAGAAGUUGAGCAAGAUCAAGCUCCCAUAUUUCAUGAACGAGCUGACACUGACGGAGCUGGACAUGGGCACAUCCAUCCCCUUGGUCCUCAGUGCCUCCAACCCCACCGUCAAUGACCAAGUGAUCCUGCUGGCAGACAGCGAUGCGGAGUCAUCCAGCGCCGGCUCCUCCGACGAGGAAGACGUCACCUCUGCAGAGCCCGUAGGAGCCCUGGGGGAGCGGAUCCUGCUGCCUGGCACCGAGGCCCACAUCAGCAGCAACAGCACGAGCCGGAAGAUCCUGCGCUUUGUGGACAAGAUCGCCAAGUCCAAGUACUUCCAGAAGGCCACUGAAAACGAGUUCAUCAAAAAGAAGAUCGAGGAGGUUUCCAACACACCGCUGCUACUGACAGUGGAGGUGCAGGAGCUGGCAGGCACCUUGGCCGUGAACAUCCCCCCACCACCGACGGACCGUGUCUGGUACAGCUUCCGAGUCCCACCCCAGCUGGAGCUGAAGGUGCACCCGAAGCUGGGCGAGCGGGAGGUGACAUUCCUCCAUGUCACCGAGUGGAUCGAGAAGAAGCUGCAGCACGAAUUUCAGAAAAUUUUGGUGAUGCCAAACAUGGACGACCUCAUCAUUCCCAUCAUGCAUUCUGGCCUGGAUCCUCAGCCACCCACUGGGGGACUGCUCAGGGACCUACCAGCCAAGGGAGAGAAGAGGCUCUAA